Molecule: messenger RNA, 1724 nt
Organism: Pseudo-nitzschia multistriata
Lineage: Eukaryota; Bacillariophyta; Bacillariophyceae; Bacillariales; Bacillariaceae
Source: the annotation of a GenBank genome assembly
CGAGCAAGUCGAUUGAGCAUUYAUUCAUAGCAACGAAACAGACAUGACUUUMUCUUCCGUUCGGACCGUCUUGCAAAGCAAUGGAAGGAAGUGCUUGAAGUUUUCAAAUGGUUUGAUACGAACGAUACCUCCCAGAGCAAGGGGUACGCCGCGGCGAUCCUUGUCCACAACCGCAAGGCAAAACACUAGCAGCGACAAAGAGCCACAGCAGCCAGYACAGCCCCCGGAACGUCCCCAAAGAAUCAUUCCGACUCGGCACUCUUCYAGGGCACCGCCCCCCGUGUGCCGCGAUGCCACCGAGCUCGGAGAACUCACGCAGGAGCUAUUGGAAACCCCCAUUGGAUCCUUGUUUUGCCAGGGCACURGCGGCGCGAAAACAACACCUUCACCGAAGGACGACCGCGACGAGGCGUACGCCGUGGCCAGGGAAUCKGGCGAGCUGGUGGAAUACCUGCUCAGGGGCUAUAACCGCGCGAUUUCUCCCCUGACCCUCUGCGGUAGCAACGAGAGUCCCGCUGYCGGCACGGAUCCGGAGGAGGUAUCCGUCUCGCUAGAAGCAAUGAUGGACGUGAUGGAGCGCUUUCAUCAGGAAGGAGAGAUGUACAUGCAAUUGCGGAAGGAAGCCCUUGGUUUCAUUAACUCCGCCAACUCUAGUGAUAGCAGCAGCAGCAGCAGUAGUAGCAGCAGCAGUGAUUCCGACAGUGAACACGACGGCGACUUUUUGGACGAUCUGAACAAAAACAGCRACAACGAUCCAAGAUUUUCUUCCGCUGUUGAGGACAAACUCAAGGUCGACGCUCAGGCCAAGCGGCAACAGCAAGUGGGGAGCGGGGCCGAUGAUUUUGCGAUGCCCGGCGUCACAACAGCUAUGUACGAYACCAUUUUGGAUGCCAUGGCGUGCGCUACACAGGUCUCGCUCGAAUCCCAGCCACCCACUGCUGCUGCAUCAGAAUCACCCUCCUAUCUGCAACUUCUGGAACCGGACGAUUUGUACCGUGUCGCCGGAGCGGCAUGGAAGGCCCACGAACUGAACAAUCUGCACGAURCAGGCUCGUUCUUUCCAGCGACAACACCUACCAUGGUCACCUACAACGCAACGCUCAGGGGUAUCGGAAACCUCUGCCUGGCGGCUUYCAGCGGCAGCGAUGAUGAACGACGACGUGUGGUGGUGGAUCAGGGCCUCGCCUAUGGCUUUCAGGUCUAUAAUCAGCUCACCCACAAUGAUCACGGUKUGCCGAAACGGAACUCGGCCUCCAUCAUUUACCUGCUGAACGUCAUCAAGGCCUGCAUUCCACCGAGCCGAACCCGGGGAAACAUGACCGUGGCGCUGUGGCACCAAGCCAGCAUGGAGGGCCUGGUCACCCCCGAACUGAUUCGAACACUGAAAGACCUCCACAACGAAACCAACGGACUGGAGUUUGAUGCCUUUUUGGAAUCCCUCGACGAAUGCAUAGCCCAACCGAGCGGGAGCAGCGGCGUAGUCAUUACCCCGCAGCGGUUUGCCCGGUUCACAAAGAAAYACAGACAUUCAAAAUUUUAUUGAUGGGAACAAGCGCGCGGGGGAACAAACCCAACCAUUAGUUCUCUCAUCUACRAACGAAAGGAAAAUUGAAACGGCAUGGCAAAAGUUCGACACAGUGUAUGCAYUUAUGCAAGAGGAUACGGUGCUAACACGCCAAGACAAAAAUAAUAGAAAAACAGGAUAAUAAUAUAAAUCAUACUAA